AUGUCUACCAACACCGAGAACAAGCUCAAUACGUCGCUCGACGACAUCCUCAAGACCGAGCGCGCUGGACGCCGUGGUGGCCGCGGUAACCGUCGUUCGAACGCGGGCCGUCGCUCCACCGGCGGCGCUGCUGCUCCUGUUGGCGGUGUCUCCAAGCCCACCAAGCAGUCCAAGCAGCCCGUCAAGGCCGCUCCUGCUGUUCCCACCGCCCCCGCCGGUGGCGACCACAAGAUCAUGAUCUCCAACCUAGACUACUUUGCCUCCGCCAUCCACGUUGGAAGGCCCAAGAAGGUGGUUGUUCAAUAUGGAGCGAAUGGUCGCAGUCUGGGAACUGCCACCGUCACCUUUGCCCGCCAUGAUCAGGCUGCCAAAGCUUCGACUGCCCUCCAGGGUGUGAAGAUCGACUCCAGGCCUGUCCGCGUCGAGAUGGUCGUCAAUGCCAAUGUCUUGGCCACCUCCCGUCCCAGCAACCUCGCUGACCGCGUCACCCAACCCAAGAAGGACAAGCCCAAGCCUGCCACGGAGACCAAGGCAGCACCUGCCGGUGGUCGUUCAGCCCGCGGCCGCAACGGCCGUACUGCUACCGCAGCUCGUGGUGGUCGCGGAGGACGUGAGCGAACCAAGAAGAAGACGGUUGAAGAAUUGGACGCUGAGAUGGAAGGUUACUUCCCUGCUGGAGAAGGUAGCAAUGACGCCAUGGUUACCAACGGUGGUGCUGCGGCGGCCCCUGCCGCUGGUGGCGAUACCAACAUGGACGACGAGAUGCUCUGAUUCCGGUCAGAAUGCAACCUCAGCUUUUCCUUGAUUGGCCUUUUCGCUUCACUUCUUUCUUUCCAUUUCCUACAGUUGCCGGACGACACGAUC
Periconia digitata is the source of this 864-nucleotide messenger RNA. The record is from the annotation of a GenBank genome assembly. Lineage: Eukaryota; Fungi; Ascomycota; Dothideomycetes; Pleosporales; Periconiaceae.